Messenger RNA from Notolabrus celidotus (New Zealand spotty), 8065 nucleotides. RefSeq names its product cell wall protein DAN4. Bases 240 to 1457 code for a protein of 405 amino acids. The record is from RefSeq and is a predicted model, not a curated record. The transcript has 3 exons. NCBI's taxonomy places the organism in Eukaryota, Metazoa, Chordata, Actinopteri, Labriformes, Labridae.
UGACUCGACUCUGCCAGAUUUAAACCACAGAAGAAGAAGGUUCCCUCCUGGUUAAAGGAAGAGUUCAGCCUGCAGACUUCAGCUGUAUGUGCUUCGUGGAUUCAUUUAAUCAACUUAAACACACCGCUGGUGCAGAGUUGAUGCAACCUUCACUUCAUUCAUUCCACCUCUGCCGCCCCUCGUGCUGAGUGUGUGUAUGUGUGUGUGUGUAGAUUGUCUCUGUGUCUAUGUAAGUGUGGAUGUGUGUCACCCUCCCUCUGCCUGCCAUGUCCCUGUUUCCCUCCACGGUCCAGCUGAGUCCACAGGUGUGUCUUCACCUCCUCUACCUGCUCCUUUUCCUCACUGUCUCUUCCUCCACAUCAACUCAAAGGAAGGACCCAGAUCCAGGUGACCUGUCGCCCCUCCUCACCCCCACCCCAGGUGAUGAUAUUCCUGGCAGUUCCUUAGGGGCCAGGUCCCCUGUGGUGGCCAUACCACCACCACAGAGCAAUUCAAACUCAGUAGGCCACGAUUCAGAUGGUUCUUCAGCAGCCUUAACUCCAGUCCACAAACCAGCAGGAGAAAAUCGUUCAUCCACAACCACAGCAACUAGUCAACAGCCGACAACCCUGAAACCUGAGCUUCCACCUCCAGAGAACCACACUCAGCCUGCUGCACAGGUUCCUACAACCAUAGUGGGAUCUCCUGCAAGGGCUGCUCACAAUGGAUCCAGCACCACAACAAAGACUGCAACAACAUCAACACCACCUCCAACAAUAAACAAACUGACAUCAUCUCCCCCCUCUCCAACCACAAAAGCAGCAGCAACAACAGCAACAACAAAAACAACAACAACAACAACAACAACAACGUCAUCACCACCUAAAACUACGAAAACAACAACUACACAGUUACCACAAAAUGCAACAACAAAAACUACGACAUCAUUAACAACAUCAACAAAAGUAUCACCUCCUGCAACCACGGCAUCUUCACCACCAACAACCACUUCUGCAACCAUCACAACAACUUUACCAACAACCACAACGACAACGACAACAACAACAACAACAACAACAACAACAACAACAACAGCAGCAACCAAAGUAAUACAAACCUCUGCAGCAACACCAACAACCACGCCUGUAAAGAUGUCUCCCCCAUCAUCAUCAGCUACCAAAUCCACAAGGACACCACUAAUCCAGACACCCCCCAGACCCACCACCAUCUCACCAACCAAGCAGGAGCAGGUUACGAGGGGAACUCAGCACGUCGCCGUAGUAGAAGUUGCUGGAUCUGCUCUGACCCAGCAGCUGGUGGAUACAUCGUCUCUCCUAGCCGUCCUGCUCUUUGGUCUUCUCUUCUUCUUGGUGACGGUGGGGGUGUUCGUCACGCAGGCCUACGAGAGCUACAGGAGGAAGGACUACACGCAGGUGGACUACCUGAUCAACGGCAUGUACUCCGACUCUGGAGUGUGAGGAAGGGAGCACAGUACGUGGAGUUUGAUUUGGUCCUUGGUUUCAGAGGCCGUGGAAUGGUAGAUGGACUAGAUGGUGUCACAGCGUUGAUGCGGUGCCUCUGACUGGUCAGUUUGGUCCAUUCUUACUCCUCCUUGAACUUACCAACAGCUCACUGAACUAUUUCUAACUCUGAUACUUUGCUCUUUUCAGCUUAUUUGUUUAAAAGUUUGAAUGUGAAGAUUUUAGCUCAUCCCAUUCAUGAAAAAAAAGAAAAGCUACAACAAGAGAGGUUACCUGGGUACAAAAGACCUUUGAUUUUGGUUCAGGGUGGUUGGACUAAUCAGGAUUCUUCCAAGAGGAUAGAAAGCUCAACCACCAAGUCUCCUUUUGAAUGUAGUCUCACUUAAGUCCAGAGUUUAUUCAGGGCCAGGGUGGUCACUUAAGAGGAAAAACCCAAAAUAUAAUUAGAAUGUGAGGACGCAGCUAAUGAAGAGUGUAAUCAUAGACUGUAUUUAAGAAGUUGAAGUAGCUCUGUGAAACCAUGGACCAUUGUCAUGAAAGUACGUCGCCAUCUUUAGUUUUUGGAGCUUGACCAUAGAAGAACGAGAGGAUGGAGCUGGAGAGGAGUGAGGGAUUGGCAGAUACAAAAUCUUUAACUGCAUACAUUCAUCGUAGCUAUCGUACUGAUUUGGAUGCUAACGUUGGCUACCUUAAAAAAGCUUCAAACAUAAAAUACCUAAUGAAAUAAUUAAGAGCCAACUUCAGAGGAACUAACAAACGUUGAAGAAAACAUUUUUCAGGUUGAUCCGUCAAUCCCAGUUGUCCCCUGUCUGACUCCUCCCCUGCUUCCUGCUCUGUGUGACUCUAAAUGGGACCAUCAUUUACUAAAUUAACAUCAUGCUGUAUUGAAGGCACUUGCAACUAGAGAUCUAGACCAUAAGCUCAUGAGGAAAAUGUUUACUGAGAGAAUAAAUCAGCUAAGGAGGAGGACCCUUUACUUACAGACUGCUAUACAGUUUGUAAUCAAUGGAGUCGCCCCUUGCUGGACGUUAACGAGGAUGCAGGUUUAGGGAGCUUUGGAUUGUUUUCCCUUUUUAAACCAAGAGGCUACAUCCACUUCUUACACACACUCUAUGAGGUAAACACACUAUUUUUGAAACGACCAAAGUAUAAUUGUGAAUUAUGUGUCCGACAUUUCAUUUUCUCAACGUGAACCGACUGAAAAGAUCAAAACAGCAUAAAGAUUUUCUCACCAGCUGAGACCAGAAAGACCAGGGAGUGGACUGAAGAGGUAGAGCUGUUGAGUUUCAUCAUCUUUAACUCGCCACGCUGAAAUAAACCAAGAUGUGCAUCAUGAAACAUUCACUCAUGGAAACCAGCACAAUGGCAGAGCAUUCAUCUCUUAAAGCUGCUUCAGCUCAUAAAAAUUUAAUUCAGAAGUUUACAAAUCAACAAAUUGAGACAAUAAUUCAUUAUAUAAUGAAAAAAUAAGAAGAGAUGUAUCUUUGGUAAAUAAUGUAUUGAAGUUUUAUCAGUACUUCGGUGCAUGUUUUUCCAAUGUGGGCAAAGAUUACAUUUUUUUUUGCUACUAAAGCAGGAAAUCAAUGUCUAGGGUGAUUUUGAAAGGGUGUCAUUACAAAGUUUGUCCAGACGAGUGCGCUCCAGCUCCACAGUUCCUUCAUGGAUACUGUUUAUUAGAUGUCUUUGUUCAAGAAAGCAGACAUAUUAGUACUUUUGUUGAGUUAAAAAAGUUAAAAUCAGUGUAUCAUCCUAAAAAAAAAAGCCAUAUUUUUCCAGCUCAAAACUUCAAUAUCCACGUUGAGAUUUGUGAUUUAUUCCCCCGCUAAAAUCUGUGAGAUCUGCCGCAAAAUUCCGUCUGGAUCUGACCAUAAAAUACAAGAUAUUAUGAUAUAUUCAUUUUAAUAUUACUCUAAAGGUGAUAAAUUGUCAGCCGGAGAGUUCUGAACAGCACAGAGAGCUGGAUGUGAACCCGCCUCUGUUAAAUCCUAACUAAAUGUCCAUGUGGAAAAAUGUCACAUGAGUCCAGAGAAUUAUAAAGAUAUAUCCCUGAAACAUUUCACUCAGGAGCUCCUGCCAGCUGAAUACAGUAGAAGAAGAAGCGUUUCCAUCACUCUGCUGUAAGUUUCCCCAGAUGUGGCCCGCUGUGUUGUGUGAGGGCCAGAGUCCACACACACACUGUGGUAUACAGAGCACACACACACUGUGGUGUCUGCUUCAGUCAGUGAGGGAGGGAGACCACCUUGUCAUCUCACAGUCUUGAGUGAACUACUUUUUUUUUUCUGCCAUGUACACAUCCUGGUUUGUUGUGUGAUGAAGUUAAAGGUCAGAUGUUUAAGACAGGCUGACCCUGUUCAGUUCACACCGAGUAGAAAACAUCAGGCAGAGUAACAUGCCGCUCUCAAUGACCACCCUGAGUCUGCAGUCUCACCCACAAAACAGAAAGUCUGGAAAUGACUCUGUAUCAUAUUUCCUCUGAUGCAUUCUUCAUAAAACCGUCAAGUGUAUCCUGACAUGGUGAGGACUGCGGUAAAAACAAAUGAACCUUUGUACACCGUGUGAAAUAUCACUAAGGGUGUUUGCGUGUGGACUUAUUGUUUGUUUUUUUUAAAAUGUCUUAUCAUUUCAUAGCUUUAAAGACACACUCAGACAUUUUGAGUAGUUUGAUUUCUUACAGUAACAUAAAUAUGUCUGCAAGGAGAAGCAAUACAAGCCUGAUACACAUCCAGCGUCAUGUAGAAAUGCAGCCAGCUCAACAUCAAGAGCUUGUUUAUGAAGAAAGAAGUGCUGAGAUUUAGGGUAGGGUCAACUGAGCUUGAACUAAACUUAAAGCUCCGUAUAGAGUUUCUUACUGGUUAGGGAACAGACUGAAAUAAAUCCUGAUGUCUCUGCAAGCUACAAAAGCAAACACAUUGAUGCUUUCUAAAUUAUUAUUAACCCUUAAAACAGAUGUCAGACUCAGAGAUGAAUGGGCACACUGCAGUGACAGACUUUGUGUAAAGAUCCACAGUGAGUGACACAUCUGUUAGAGACAACAGGAGGAGACACCACUCACAAGAACAGGGAGCAGCAAAGACGAAACGGUCAAUCUAACCCUUUGUCCACAAGGGGGUGCCAUAAUCAAUGCAAACUUAGAUCUGCUCUUCUUGUGAUUAAAAAAACAAACCUGGCUUUUAUUGAAAAAUGAGAGAAAAAGGAAAAUAAGUGUUUAUAUCUGAGCAGCUAAGGGAGUAUCGGAGACCUUCUCCUGUUCUUGUGUCCUUUUAUUUAAAAAAAAAGUUUUCGGUGGAGCAUCCAGUUUACACGACGGCCUCCUGAGCUCACAGGAGGUCAAAAGACAACGUUUAAUUCAUAAAAAAUAUACCUCAUCCAAACGCGACGUUUCAUUCUUCACCAGCAGAAAGGUUCUAAAAGCUUCUCUCAGUUUAAGCUUUAAAAGAGAGAUUCAUGGUUAACUGCAUCCGAGAGGGGAUUCAUUUAGAUCGUCUGUAACUGAUUUAAAGUAAAUCAAACUUUCUGAAAUGUCUGAUUGUUUCUUUAACAGUUCACGUUUGAGUCUUAUCAUUUCAUUUUGGUUCUAUCUUUCACUGAACACAUACCAUCGAGGUUUUUCUGCUGCUUUUGCACACAUGCGUUGAAUCAUGGGAACAGGGCCAUAUAGAUUUUGAUGUCACGAUAUAUUAUUGACUGUUUGCUCACAUGAAUGUAUUUUUUAAUGCUUAUAUGUUUUGAACUCACUCUGUGGGGUGUUUUCUUUAAUCAGGGCCAUGUUAUGGUUUAAAUGUAGGGUAUUAUUCUUCCUGAGCGUUCAUGUAGCCUGAUGUCUUCAUGCUUUUGUUUACAGAGUUGAAUUUCAUUCAUUCUCAUACCUUUUAUGCCUUUUUCUCACUAUGUUCCUUUAUCCCAGAGUUUUUUGUUAAUUCUGAUGUUCAUAUUCUGUGUUUUUAUUUGGACACAGCUACUCAAACUACCCGACAAAUUCCCUGAACUUUUGGGUUUUUCAUUUCCAGACGAGGCUGCUCGUGGUUUUUGGGUUGUCAUGAGUGAUUUUCUGCAGCUCAGAAGAGAAACUGCUGUUAAAAAAAAAUGACUGAGUCACAAGUUGUAAAUGUAAAAGUUUAAAAAAGUGUAAAAAGCAUUCCACAAAGUUGAUGAGUUCAUCCUUGUUGUGAGUAAUGGAUGAUCUUUGGGGUUUUCUCUGGUCCUACGUUGUUUUGGAGGGUCUCUCAUCCUGCGGACUGAAUAACAGUUGCCUUUCCUUUUUUUUUUAACCAGCUUGUAUUAAUGUUCUUCUUGAACGGUUCAUGUUUGAUGGACUUUUUCCAAAUAAUAACUGAAGCACAUUAUUAUUAUUGAUAAAGCCAAGGGAAACAUAAAGCCAUUAUGGACGUGUGAGUGACUGAAGGAGGAGCAGAGAGGGGGAUUUCUGAGGACCUGAGCACUCACGUCAGUGAAACCUUCCGAUGGGGAAGUGAUGUUUGUGUGUUUCUGCAGUGUGUUAGCUUUGACCCGGAUCUGUUUGGUUGUGAACCUGCCAACUUUGGGUUAAUGCUCAUGUCUUAAAAGUUGAUGUCAUGCCAUAACUGAUGUUGUGUUUCUCCUAAAAUCAGCAUUUGAGAAUGAUUGGUUUGAGCGAUGCUAGGAGCGUUAAAGUGUGUUUAUAAGGACGACAGACACCGUGAGUAUGGAAGCUGAGAGCUAGGGUUUCUGUUGUGUUUUUUUUGUUUUUUUAUUAUCAUAAAAAAUCUGUUUACAGUUCCUUCAGGGCUUUAAUGUCUCUAUAGGAGAGGAUAGGACAUGGUAGAGUCAGACCUGGGCUGCCUGCCUCGAGGACUGUAGCCUCUGUAGGGAGGCAUGAGGUCCAACCACUAGGUCAUACCGCUACUCCACAUAUCUUUAUGUAAAGAACGUCUCUUUAGGUUUGUUUAGUGUUUUAAUAACUGACUUUAUUCCUAUUUAUGUUGCUUCUUCAAGGCUUCUGUAUAUUUACACCUCAGUAACACCAUGCCUUCAGUGUACAUGUCACAGAGGUGUGAUGGUGAGACCAAGUCGUCCUAUCACCUUGCCAGCAUCAUAAGUAGUACCAGAGGCGUGACACGGUGUCCCUGUAAUGCCGGUGGAGCAGUUGUUUGUGUGUAUGUGAAGCUCCCACUGUCACAUACUGGGGACCUGUUUGCAUAUGAAGAAGGGCAAGCACUAUGCAUAAACGCAAACAGCUGCAGUUUUCAGAUUCUCACCCCAACUUUACCGAGACUUUUUCCCACCAGCCCCCGUGGUGAAACUUCCUUAAGAAGUCAAGUGAGUCGUUAAGAGUGUGAAGGAGCGAAGAGUCAGGAAAGCAGAGUAAGUGGAUGGGGUGACCGUGUCUGCUUAUAGUCAGAUUCUGCGUCACCCGCCAACUUCUGGAAAUUUCAGGGCCAGGCUGUUCUGAUAUUUUCCAGGUAUUUUCAGGAGAGCAUGUGUGAGAAAAGACUAAAGUUACCCUGAAAAUAAUCACCUUCUGGUUCCUUCCUGCGCUGUGCAGCUCUGCCUGCUCUGUCAGCUCAUAGUGAUCCCGUCUGUGACGCCUCUGUUUCUACCUCUGAGGACGACUUGGUCCCACCUCUUCCCCUCUGAGAUGUUCAAAUUGAAGGGGAGACGUUACGGGGGCGUGAAUAUCUCACCUUGAACGGGUUAUAUGAAAAAUGCAAUAGGAUUCAAACCAUUAAUGAAAACGUCUGCUCUCAGCUUCCAUACAUAGGUUCAGCUCUUGAAGGAUAAUGAUCAAGUACUUUGAUGGUCUCUGCUUCGCAGACCUUGCUUUCUUGCAAUCACAAAAUAAUUAUUUUAUGAUGUCAGCAUAACACGAAUUAUCUACAGAUCUUUAAUUAGAAACAUCCAGACACAAGGUGAUCACUGGUUUGUAGAGAUGACGUUACUGUAGUGAACUCUGAUGCUGUUCACUGAGAAAGCCAGCAUGUGUUGUGCUGAGAUCAAAAAUACUCUGUGAUAAAUUAGAGGGUGUGUCAGACAAAAAGCAAAGCAAGUUUUCAUGGAGCGUAAAAACAAGGGAAGUCAUGAGGAUGGACGUGAUCCAGACUUCAUUCAUAAACAAAGUGAUUAAAAGUUAUCCUGAAGUCAGGCUCUUUACAAUCCUCAUCCUGAUGUAGUUAUUCCAGUGUUUGUGGAAAGGUCAACAUUUGGAGAAAUGUUCAACCAAUGCAUACAAACAAACAAUGUAGUGGUUUAACUUGCAUGAGGCUAAAAUUAGCUUUGCUUUCGGUCUGAACGCCUCUUUAUUUUCCGUAAGAUUGUGUCUUUAGGUGACUGAACCAUCAUGCUCCUCUGAUUAGUGUCCUGGAGAAUGUCACUGUCCUUUACAUUUGUGGAGAUUUUUUGAGGAUCUGUGGUUUCCUGAGUGUCAUUCAAAGUUUAUGAUGUCAAUAUUUCAAAACAGAGCUGCUCAAGGUCCUGGAAACAUCACAGGUAGAGUUCUGUUGUGUCAGGUGAAUUUGUGUCAAAAUGUCCAGAAGUGACAAAGACUACUUUGUGCCAACUCAACAUGUACGAAUGCACUUUGAAAAGAUAUUUUUACUUGCAGAGAAUAAAUAAUAAAAGAACUAAUCUGA